Messenger RNA from Clunio marinus, 195 nucleotides. NCBI's taxonomy places the organism in Eukaryota, Metazoa, Arthropoda, Insecta, Diptera, Chironomidae. The record is from the annotation of a GenBank genome assembly.
AUGUUUUCUCAUGUGCCUCAAGGCGUUCGAUUAACUUUAAUGGCUAUCAACUCCGUCCUCAAAGCAGAAAUUUUAUCUCGAAGAGUUUUUAUUAAGACAUCGUCUCGAAUGUCAAAUCAAUAUGUAUAUGAGAAUCUUGUUACCAGUCUUUUGAAAACAAUUUCUUGUGGUUUAACAUUGAGACAUUAUGCUUAA